UCCGGGUCGGACAGCGCCUUCAAGAAGAAGAAAAAAGCGAUUAAGCGACUCUUCUUUUUUUUUGUCCGUAUGAGUAAAGCUAGCACUCUCAUAAAACCUUAUUUAAAAAAGUUUAUUCUACAAACUCAUCCUGAUUUCUUUCAGUUUGAAAAAGUAAAGAAGCAAACAAAUGCUGCUUCUCUUCAAAGAUUAAACAAUCUACUUCAAUCAAAGAGUUCAACAAAAGAAACGUCUAGAUUACAGUUCUUUACUAAACAGACAAGACAGCCUAUCUCGAUUGAAUUUGACUCAAAGGGGACAGAAUGGGAUCAUGUCAAUUCAUUUUUAUCUCUCUGUCAAAAACUGAAUAUAUCUAUUUUACCAUCAGACAUGGAUAUUGUUCAAACCGAGUUAAAUAAACAACAAAGUAGUAAGAGACCAAAGAAGACAUUAGCACAGGAGUUUGCAGAUGAAUUAUAUAAACAGCAACGCGUCAAUCCUAUUGACUGGACGACGACUGACAUAUUAAACAAUCCAUUAAUUCAAUUUGAUCCAAGUGUCAACAAGAAAAGAGUGGCUGCAAGGUUAUGUAAAUGGCUACCUUAUUUACAACCAGAUCGUUGGUGGAAUAAGAUACCAUUAAUGAUCAUUUCUCCAGAAAAUGAGAUACCAAAGGAAUUGUCUGGGGGAAUCAUGGUCGUUUAUAGCGAUAUGAAGUUAGAGGACAUGCAAAAGUGUAUCAACCAACAAUUAGACACUGUAAGAAUGCAAUAAUAUCUAGACAAACAAGGUAUUGGUAGUCGCUCUUAAAGCGUAUACCAUAGAAACUGUGAUCCACUUCAAAGGCUUGAGACUAAAGCCGUGCAAUACGUGACUUUCAAACUAUCUCGUAAAUUUCAUGGCUUUCAAUCACUAUUUUUUUUUUUUUUUUUUUUU
Rhizopus microsporus ATCC 52813 is the source of this 915-nucleotide messenger RNA. RefSeq lists its product as uncharacterized. The transcript is spliced from 2 exons. The coding region runs from base 70 to 753 and encodes 227 amino acids. The record is from RefSeq and is a predicted model, not a curated record. Lineage: Eukaryota; Fungi; Mucoromycota; Mucoromycetes; Mucorales; Rhizopodaceae.